UUUCUUCUUAGUCAUCAACACUGCUACAUGAUACCAGGAAAUGAUACACAAAAUUCAGAAUUUCUUCUUCAGGGAUUAUUAAUGAAACCAGGACUGCAGCCCCUCAUCUUUGGACUUUUCCUCUCCAUGUACCUGAUCACUGUAUUUGGAAACCUGCUCAUCAUCCUGGCUGUCAGUUCAGACUCCCACCUCCACACACCCAUGUAUUUCUUCCUCUUAAAUCUGUCCUUUGUAGACAUCUGUUUCAGCACCACAACAAUCCUAAAGAUGUUAAUAAAUAUACAGACCCAGAGCCAAGUUAUAACCUAUGAAGGCUGCAUCAGCCAGAUGUAUUUUUAUAUACUCUUUGCAGUGCUGGAUGAUUUUCUUCUGACUGUGAUGGCCUAUGACCGCUUCUUGGCCAUCUGUCACCCACUGCACUAUAAUGUCAUCAUGAACCCCCAGCUCUGUGGACUGUUGGUGCUGGUGUCCUGGAUCAUUAGUGCCCUGCUUUCCUUAUUAGAAAGCUUACUUGUGUUGCGGCUGUCCUUCUGUACAGACUUGGAAAUCCCCCACUUUUUCUGUGAAAUCAAGCAGGUUGUCCAACUUACCUGUAGUGACACAUUCCUUAAUGACACAAUUAUGUAUUUUACAGCAGUGCUGUUGGGUGGUGUUCCCCUGGCUGGUAUCCUUUACUCUUACUCUAAGAUAAUAUUCUCCAUACACAGAAUUGCAUCAGCUCAGGGGAAGUAUAAAGCAUUUUCCACCUGUGUGUCUCACCUCUCAGUUGUCUCCUUAUAUUAUUGUUCUAGCCUAGGAGUGUACCUCAGCACUUCUGCUACCCACAGCUCCCACUCAAGUGCAACAGCCUCGGUGAUGUACAGUGUGGUCACACCCAUCCUGAACCCCUUCAUCUACAGCCUCAGAAACAAAGACAUAAAAAGGGCUCUGAAAAGAGUCGUUCACAUGGCAGUUAUAAAAUGGGAAAUUGUCCUGGGUUUGAAGAAGCAUCCUUGA
Messenger RNA from Hippopotamus amphibius kiboko, 996 nucleotides. RefSeq names its product olfactory receptor 7A17-like. Gene Ontology annotation, cellular component: membrane. Gene Ontology annotation, biological process: G protein-coupled receptor signaling pathway. The record is from RefSeq and is a predicted model, not a curated record. Lineage: Eukaryota; Metazoa; Chordata; Mammalia; Artiodactyla; Hippopotamidae. The coding region runs from base 28 to 996 and encodes 322 amino acids. The transcript has a single exon. Gene Ontology annotation, molecular function: G protein-coupled receptor activity; olfactory receptor activity.